Rana temporaria (common frog) is the source of this 5755-nucleotide messenger RNA. RefSeq names its product sterile alpha motif domain containing 4B (gene SAMD4B). Gene Ontology annotation, biological process: negative regulation of translation; nuclear-transcribed mRNA poly(A) tail shortening; regulation of mRNA stability. The transcript has 13 exons. The coding region runs from base 208 to 2259 and encodes 683 amino acids. Gene Ontology annotation, molecular function: mRNA binding; translation repressor activity; protein binding. NCBI's taxonomy places the organism in Eukaryota, Metazoa, Chordata, Amphibia, Anura, Ranidae. The record is from RefSeq and is a predicted model, not a curated record. Gene Ontology annotation, cellular component: P-body.
CUCCAACGCCGAGCGUAACGUGCGACGUGCUGGCGGCGGUGGUUGCCUGUGUGGCUCCCCGGGGGAGUGCAACGGCCUGAGCGGGCGGAUUUUGCGGUGCUUACGUGGCUGUCCAUAUAUCCCCAUGUGCCAUCCUGUGGUUGGGCCACCCCUUGCAAUGUCAUAGAAUUGCUCCUGUGCUUGUAGUUGUUGAUUCUCACCUGCAUCAUGAAAUUCAGAGACCAGGUGAGCACAUUAUCCGAGUGGUUCAAGGGCUGGAACGAAUGUGAGCAGACAGUGGCUCUUCUGUCUCUGCUGAAGAGGAUCACGAGGACACAGGCCCGUUUCCUGCAACUGUGUUUGGAGCACUCGCUGUCGGAUUGCUCUGAGAUACACAUCCUAGAGACAGAGGCCAACAGUGCGGCUCUGAUAAGUCAAUGGCAUCAAGAGUCCAAGGAGAAGGUGAUCUCUCUGCUUUUGUCUCACCUGCCCCUGCUGCAGCCCCGGAAUACCGAAGCAAAAUGCGAGUACAUGAAACUGCUGCAGAAAGUGCUGGCAUACACCACAGAGAGCAACCAGUACAUAGAGGAGAGCCGGCAACUUUUGUCCUAUGCACUAAUCCACCCAGCCACCUCGCUGGAUGACCGCAACUCUCUGGCACUGUGGCUCAAUCAUCUGGAAGAACGACUUUCCACAGGUUACAGCCGACAUGGCAGAUCAGAUAUAUCUGCUACGCACUUACGGCAAGGCUCUGACGAGUGGCAGGCCGCAGGAGAGCCUGGCAUGGGAGAUUCUGGACAUAGUUGGCAAGAAAAGCCGCCCAGAGAAAAUGGAUUGAUGCCCUUUCAUUCAUCCAGCUCACUUCCCUCUGCUAUCCAGAGUGUCGGCAGUAGUACAGGGCUUUCCUGCCAAAUGCACCCCAGCCCCCUAAAGCGCUCUAUGUCCCUGAUUCCCACUUCCCAGCAGACGUCCAGUGACUGGAUGGGGGCGGAUGAGGUUUCUGGCCGUUCUGUCUUCCUCACCCCAGACCAUGCUCCCCUCUCCCCUCAGAGCAGUGUGGCCUCAUCGGGCAGUGAACAGACAGAGGAGAUCUACUCUGGACGCAACUCCUUCCAGGAAGACGGCAGUGGAAUGAAAGAUGUGCCGACCUGGCUGAAGAGUUUACGCCUACACAAAUAUGCAUCGCUCUUCUCACAAAUGACCUAUGAGGAAAUGAUGAUCUUGACGGAGCAGCAUCUGGAGUCGCAGAACGUUACCAAAGGUGCAAGACAUAAAAUAGCUUUAAGUAUCCAGAAACUAAGGGAAAGACAGAGUUUGCUCCGUGCACUGGAGAAGGACAUCUUGGAGGGAGGGAAUGUACGCAAUGCGCUUCAAGAGCUUCAGCAGAUCAUUAUUACACCCAUCAAGUACUAUAGGCCCAAUCAGACAGAGACUGUGAACAGCGAACAGUCUUCCCAGCAUAGACCUGUUCAUGAUUCAGCCAACAAAAGCCCAGAUGAGAACGAGCCACCCACUGGACUGACAGCUGAUGGAUUUCAACAGCAGAGUGAUCUAAGGUGUGACUUGGAAACAUCUGUGCCACCCAUAGCAGAUGGGGACAUACCAGGACAACUGACAAGAGUGCUGGGCAAAGUGUGCACACAGCUGCUUGUUUCCCGGCCAGAUGAGGAGAAUAUCACUUGCUAUCUACAACUGUUGGAGAAGUGUCUGACACAUGAGGCAUUUACUGAAACACAGAAGAAGAGAGUACUCUCCUGGAAGCAGCAGGUUUUAAAACUGCUCCGGACAUUUCCUCGCAAGGCGUUACUGGAAAUGCAGGGGUACAGGCAACAGAAGGGGUGCAGCUGGGCAUUUGCAUCAAACUCUCUCCCCAUAGCUGGAUCUGUGGGUGCCUCUGUAACACGAAGGGGUCAGCGCCCAUUUCAGAUGCCUCCUAGGGCUGUGCCACCUUCUCGGAUUGGCGUAAUGAGUCCUGGAUCAAUUGGGGGUGUCUCUCCUCGUCAUUCACUUACCAGCCCGAGCACUGGGAGCCAGGGGCGGCAGAAUCUCUGGUUUGCCAAUCCAGGGGGUAGUAAUAGUAUGCCAUGUCAAAGUCACAGCUCGGUGCAACGUACCCAUUCACUGCCUGUACACACUUCUCCGCAGAGCAUUCUCAAGUUUCCUCCUGACUGCCAGGUUCCUGGGGCUGACUUGGAGAUUAAUCCCCGGCUGGAGUCCUUGUGCCUGAGUAUGACAGAGCAUGCAUUGGAGGAGGGAACAGACAAAACAUCGACCAUUUGACGUGUGCUUGGUAAACACUUCCCCCCCGAGGGGCACCAUUUUGUAUCCCUUCCCGUGACCUUGGCAAGGGAAGUGACAACGCCUUUUCCUCCGCCAGUUCCCCCCUAGGCCGUCACUACAUCAUCCACCCACUGCGUUCUAAUACUCGUUUCAGCUAUCAUAACUUUUUAACUUUUGGUUUAAUAUCCAAAUACACACAGCACUGCUAAGAGUUCAUAUUGAGGAAGGAGCUUUUUUUUUCUUUUUUUUUCUCUUGUUUACCCGAAAACCAAGACAUGUAACACUGGGUGAGCUUAGUGAAGAGUCUGUGCUGGUGCACACCGCUUUACCCACCAUGCACUUGGAAGGGUUACAGAGGCACAGAGCCCUGGUGGAGGUGAGCAGGAAGGAGCAAGCUCCUCUAGGACGUGCAAAAGCUGGACAGGCAAGGUGUGCCAUUUCAUUGUGGAGCCAGGCGCUCCAGAGAAGGAACCUCUGUCGGGCAAACACACUAAGCUAAGGAACAGCAAUUGUUCCCACUACAAGGACUGGCAUCUGUCAGACAGGACACUGCCCUGUGCAGUCACCAGCCCACCGAUGAACAGAGGAGGGACGGCACAGCAUAGACCUUGAUAAAGUGUAGUAGCGCUAAUAUGCAUGCUUGAGAGAAAAUACAUUUAUCUAUGAAGGUACCCAGAAGCCAGGGGUGUACUGUCUUUUCUCUUUGGAACUUUUGUACACAAGGGUUUUUCUUUUUUUACUUCUUACACGGGAGACCUAGCUUAUGUUGGGUGUGUGGACAACUAAGAAAGCUGAAAGAAAAUUACCCCUUUCUCCUCAGGUUGUCCUGCCUAGGAGAUGGCAUCUAUAUUCGUGGCUUUCUUCUUUGUGCCAAUUAUUUUGGAGAUCUUUUUGUGAUCCACCUGUUCUGGCAGAAAGGAAGUGAAGGAAAGUUUUUUUUUUCCUGUGCUUCUGUCAGUCUACUGCCCAACAUGGUACAUCCUCCUCUGGCUCUUGCUUGCACAAUACCAGGGUUCGUAGGCCUUGUAUAAACGUACCCGGUGUUGUGUGUGUGUGUGUGUGUGUGUGUGUUUUUUAUUAUUAUUUCCUCCACUUUCUUUACCUAGCAAUGAAGAAGCCAGUAAGAUAAACUGAGGCCACAGCAUCGGUCCUUGCCAAGUCCAGGAUCGGGCAAGAAUCAAAUGUUUCACUGGCCAGUUUUGUUGGUUGGCUAAGUGCACUUCAUCAGCCCUGGUGGCUGGAGAGCAUUUAGCAGACAUUGGGAACAUUGGAUGGUUACCUAAGCAGAACAAGGUCUCUCACAUAAUCCUGAUCUGUAUGUUUUAGUUCAGGCUAGGUGCAUCUCUGCUUUGGUGGAAGGAUGUUGCUCUGUUAUAUGGGCAAUGGCCACUGGUGGAAUGUGGACUUGCAGCCUCGUUUUCAAUAAACCUGCAGUUGAGUUUCUGUAGAUGACGACAUUUAUCUGUUCCUGUCGCAUUAACUGGACGUUAUUUUUGUGAUAUGCAUGUUACUUUGUAUUGAUAUUACUGAACAGAGCUAACUGGACUUCACAGAUGGCUGUGGUGUAGACAGGCACUUGGUUUUGGUGCAGACCAUCUGUCACUAGGACCAUUGACUUGUUUUUGGCAGUGAUGCCACGCUGAUGUCUGCACUACAUUAGCACAACCGAUGAUGUUCACUAAACUCUUAUCGGCUAGCCAGCAGUGUUCACCAAGCUGAAUAUGCAUUGAAAAGACCUGUGUGUAAAGGGGAAGAUUGUGUCUAGGGAUUCUGAAUGCAAAGGGAUGCAGCACCACUGCUGUAGCAACUGCCCCAGAAGUAGUAUGCAGGCUGGGAGUUGUAGUGCCAGCUGCCAUCAAAGGCUUCUCUAAAUAGUAUUGAUGUAGCUUGACAGAUUCUUCUCUCUGCAUCCAGGUUGUAUCCAAGCUUUGAACAUUCAAAUAUACCUUGCAGCAUGGAUAUAUAUAAAAAAAUAACUAUUUCCAACUCUUUUCUUUGCAACUCUUCUGUGACUGUCAUCCUCUUCCUAGCUUAAUUUCUUAAAGUUAACUUGCACAUAUUAAGGCCUGUGUGGAUAGGCUUUUGUUCACUUCAAAUGCUUUCUCAUACACGCCUAUAUAGGAUGACAAAACCUGCUUGAAGCAGAUCAAAUGCAGGCCAGCUGCACCUGUCAGUGAAUUCUGAAUGAUCUCAGAAGCAUCUCUAGCAGAUUCCAUUAACGCAGGCCUUUACAACCUCAUUGUGCACUCUCAUUUAUAUCUGGCAACAACUAUAAUACAAGGCCCUGAACAAUUGGAUAUGGAUUGCUUAUUUGUUCUCAUUGCAUACAUUUUGGUAAAUUUAAAGGAGACGGCAUGAUCUGAUAUGUAUGGUUAUCCUUAAUAUGUCACAGGCCCAUAACAAGCAUGCAGCAGUGAAGUUUAGUGCUUCCAACCUGCAUACUUUUCCCGAUCUAUGGCUAAUUCAGUUCUGAAGCAUGGAUUAGGAUGAGAGUCCCUGAGCUUGUACUUUUAAAUGAACACGUGGACUCAUAUUGCUAUUCUUACAGUUCUUAUUUAAUGCCAAAUACACACAAGCACAAUACACCCAGCACUUGUGUUCCAUGACUUGACCUGUCCUGGUUAUGUAAUGUCUUUCCCAGACAGAGAGGGGUAGAGGACCUGGGUUGAAUUGGCUUUUCUGUUGCUGCCCAGAGUGUUCUCUGAAUGCUCAGUUAGGUGAUCUUCGAUAGGUACUCCUGUGGAUUUUGCAGUUUGGCCAAGUAAAGCUUUUAGGACCAGACAUUGAGGAGUGUUCAGUGAAUGUUAGAAAUGGUCUGAGGGCUGCGUUUUGAUGGCUUUGUGGAGCUUGUUUUGUAGAUUAGUAGCUUCAACUACUGAAUUCUGGUAUUCUGUUUGAGGAACUUUUUUUGUGUGUUUUUUUUUUUAUUUAAAUUGUCGGAUGCAAGUUCAUUGACCACUGCAAAAAGGACAGUGGUUGUGGAUGGUGAGGACCUGCAAGGAAGGGUGCCAGGUGAUAGUGGGUUUUCAUCUUUUCUUAGAGAUCCCCUUAGGGUAUGGUAGAACAUACAAUUUUAUCUACACGAACAUGAAAUUAAUAGAGUUUAUGGUUGGUCAGCUCUAUAUAAACUAGAUAACCGCCUCCUCUUAUCUAAUGUGCUUCACAACCCAUGUAUGUAAUCCUUGCUUUUGGCUCUGUUUGGCCGUCACCUGCCUCCUCUGUCAACGAUGGACUUGGAACUGCCCCUGUACCCACACGCAGCGCGUAAAGGUCAGGAGCUGGGCAAAGCCUGCCAAGACCGCCUUGUGGCCACCUUCUCCAAAGUAUUUUCAGAAUAGCGCUAACUAUUUAUUUCUAACAUAGAAACACAGCUCCUUUUCUGAUAGAAAACAAAAUUGUUAUUUUAGAUACAUUUUAUUAUGAAUAACUUUUGUUAUGACUAUGGCUGGUAACCAUGAGUACAAAAUUAUUAAAAGAAAAUAUAAAAAUAACUGUG